AUGUCGCUUCCUUAUAAGAAGGCCCUCAUUGUCGGUGCCACGUCGGGCAUUGGCGAGGCGCUGGCCAUCAAGCUCGCCGAGAACGGAACGCACGUCGUGGCCGUCGGCCGGCGCGAGGACCGUCUUCAGGCGCUGGUCGGCAAGGCUCCCAAAGGCACCAUCACGACCAUGAUCCUCGACAUUACGGAGUUGUCGGCCAUUUCGACCUUUGCGGCUGUUGUGACGUCCGCGCACCCGGAUCUCGACGCCGUGAUCCUCAACAGCGGUGUGCAGCGCGCAUUCGACUUUGGCCAGCCGGCGACGGUGGACCUCGCCAUGGUCGAGCUCGAGCUCAGGACCAACUACACGGCCUACGUCUAUCUGGUGACGGCCUUUCUGCCGCACCUGCAGGCCCUCACCAAGAGCGGCACCAAGGCCCACCUCAUCUUUAUCAGCGCGACGCUUGGCCUCGUGCCCUCGCUCGUGCGCACGCCCAACUACAACGCCAGCAAGGCCGCGCUGCAUUCGUUCAUCACGACGAUGCGGCAGCAGCAGAUCGAUGCCGGCUUCGGGGAGCUGCGCGUGGUCGAGGUGUUCCCGCCGGCCGUUCAGACGGAGCUGCACGAUACCGUGCACCAGCCAGACCUGGAGAACGGCGGCCAGCUCGGCAUGCCGCUGGCUGCGUUUACCAACGAGCUGGUGACGAAGCUGGCAGAGGAUCCCAAGCUGUGGGUCGGUAUUGGCCCGGCUGAGACGCUGAUUUCAGAAGGUGGGCUCGAGGACCAGCGGCAGAAGCUGUUUGAGUCGCAGCAGGUGCACAUCAAGGCCGCCCUCAGCAAGUUUCUGAAGAAGUAA
This is a messenger RNA of Sporothrix brasiliensis 5110, 834 nucleotides long. RefSeq names its product short-chain dehydrogenase/oxidoreductase. The record is from RefSeq and is a predicted model, not a curated record. The transcript has a single exon. Lineage: Eukaryota; Fungi; Ascomycota; Sordariomycetes; Ophiostomatales; Ophiostomataceae. Bases 1 to 834 code for a protein of 277 amino acids.